This is a messenger RNA of Eleginops maclovinus (Patagonian blennie), 3405 nucleotides long. It is a transcript of the gene zbtb26, whose product is annotated as zinc finger and BTB domain containing 26. The record is from RefSeq and is a predicted model, not a curated record. Gene Ontology annotation, molecular function: RNA polymerase II cis-regulatory region sequence-specific DNA binding; DNA-binding transcription factor activity, RNA polymerase II-specific; protein binding. Bases 468 to 1727 code for a protein of 419 amino acids. Gene Ontology annotation, biological process: regulation of transcription by RNA polymerase II. Lineage: Eukaryota; Metazoa; Chordata; Actinopteri; Perciformes; Eleginopidae. The transcript has 2 exons.
UUUUCAUCCCUUAACUUUGAUUUGGAAUAUGAGAAAGAAACAUUGAAUCAUAGUCUGCUGUUAUUUAUACAUAUAAUAAAAAUAAUUCAUGUGCACUGGAUUUCUACUUUAUAUGCAGACUUCCUUACAAGAUAGUUUUAAGGGAUGUUAGACGGAUACUGGAAAAUAAACUAGAAAAUAUCUCCGUUAUAAAGAAUACACUGUAGGUCUAAACAUUCUAAUAUGAUCAGGCUUACCUAUAUGUAGAUUUAAAUUAAGAGUGGGCCUAAUUUGGUUUAUUUACAUUAAUUACACCUUUACCUUUGCUCUGUAGCCUACUGGGCCUUUAAGUGGGUUUUACAUCCGGAGCAUCGGCUUCACAUCCCGGGUAGAGAGCCAGUGCCCUGCCGAUGACAACCCACCUCUAACGGGUUUGUUUAUAAAGGAUUUACAGGUGCAUAGCCGCUGCUGCUGGCUCUCGGUCCACAAUGGCCCAGAACCAGGUGAUCCUGCAGUUCCGCUUCGCCACAUUCAGCGACUCGAUGCUGCAGAAAAUGAACCUCCUGCGACACCAGAGGCGCUUCUGUGAUGUCACGGUGCGCAUCAACCAGCUGGAGGUCCCCGGUCACAAGGUGGUGUUCGCCGCCGGCUCCUCGUUCCUGAGGGACCAGUUCAUCCUGCAACAGGACUCCAGGGAGGUGCAGAUCUCCAUGAUCCAGGAGGCGGAGGUGGGCCGGCAGCUGCUGCUCUCCUGCUACACAGGGCAGCUAGAGUUUCCCGAGCUGGAGCUGGUGCAUUACCUGACGGUCGCCAGCUUCCUGCAGAUGGGCCACAUUGUGGAGCAGUGCACUCAGGCCCUCAGUAAGUUUAUUAAACCUGCUCACAAGCUGGAGGUGGAGGGGAGGAGGGAGAAAGAGGAGGGGUUGUCCAAGAGAGAGCAGGAGGUUCGGACUGUCCACCAGAAUAAGGAAGACGAGGAAGAGGAUGACAGUGAUGAUGAUGAUAAUGAUGAUGAUGAUGAUGAUGAUGAUGUGAUCAUACAACCUAAUUCCCCUCCUCAGAUCUUAGGCAGGCGCCUAAAGCAGACUGACAGUGAUAUCGCAAUCGUAAAAGUGGAAUCAGUGUCUGACGAAGCAGAAACCCCCCCUGCUCACUUCCCCAGGAGCCCUCCUCCUGCGCUCCACUCCCCUGAACCCCAGCACUCCCUCAUCAACUCCACCGUAGACAGUCGUUGCAGCGACACAGCGGCGCCCCCCGGGGUGUCGGGAUACCCCCUCAGCCCCCCGCCUCCAUCCCCUCCUGCAGAGAAGCACAGCAUCCACCAGAGGAACUACGACAAACCCCUGCAGUGGUACCACCAGUGCCCCAAAUGCUCCCGGGUUUUCCGGCAGCUGGAGAACUAUGCCAACCACCUGAAGAUGCACAAGCUAUUCAUGUGCCUGCUGUGCGGCAAGACUUUCACGCAGAAGGGGAACCUGCACCGACACAUGCGGGUGCAUGCCGGCAUCAAGCCCUUCCAGUGUAAGAUCUGCGGGAAGACCUUCACGCAGAAGUGUUCGCUGCUGGAUCACCUGAACCUGCACAGCGGGGACAAGCCGCACCGCUGCAACUACUGCGACAUGGUGUUCGCCCACAAGCCGGUUCUCCGUAAACACCUGAAACAGAUCCACGGGAAGAACAGCUUUGACAACGCGAACGAGCGCAACCUGCACGACGGGGGGAUUGACUUUGAUUUUGGUCAAAUAUAAAAUAUCUGGGACCUUUUUUUUUUGUGCAUUUUCUUGAAUGCCUUCAGUCAUCUACAUGCAGACUUUCCCACUGGUGGAAUAUUAUCAAUCUAAAUAACAGUCCUGAGAAACUCACAGCCGGAGGAAAAGAGGCCAAAAUUGCAAUGUCCGCCAAGACCAGCGGUGCAUUCAAAUGCUCCUCGGAUGUUUCCUUUUCCUGUGUUGGGAAGUCUUUAUUCCAACUUCCAUGGAUGCUUAGAAGCAGAUGCGUUGUAUGUUAUUGCUCUGCGCUUAAAGACUUAAAGAACAUAUGAAUAUAUGUUGCCUGUUCUCCGCAAACACCUCAAACAGAUCCAUGGGAAGAACAGUUUCAUCAAAGCGCAACCUGCACGAGGGGGGGACUUUGGUUUCGGGCAAAUAUGAAAUCUGGGCAGAUAACUCUGGAUUCAGCUUUUAGUGCAUUUUACAACUUGAAGACCCUAAUGAUUUAAGAAAGGGCUAUAAAAGUGAUCGUGCUGUGUACUUUAUUUAGCUAAAAAAAAACAAUACACUGAUUUAUAGAUGUCUCAUUGCCAAUGUAAGUCAAUGGGGGAAAGUAUUUUGGGGCCAAAAUGAUGUCACAUACGCUGUAGUACCAACUUCUGGCCACUAAGACCAUUCAUUAAAAUUGGUGCUUUUUUUUGUGGUUUUGUUGAAGGCCUUCAGUCAUUAUCAAUUAUUUAAUUGGCCUUGCCAAAGGUCUAGGCCAAUGGUGCAUUCAAAUGCUCCUCGGAUGUUACCAUUUCCUGAGUUGGGAAGUUUUUAUUCCAACUUCCAUGUGAAGCGAUGUUCAUGUGCUUACAAACAAAGAUGCUUUAAAGCAGAUUCGUUGUUUGUUAUUGCUCAGUGCGCUUAGACAAUACAUUGGUAUCAGUUUGAGCGUUCAUUUUUCCAGACGGAAACUCAUUUUUCUGAUUAUUCUGACAUCACUUGAAUGCAACUGCAAAUGCUCUAAUCUCUAGCUUUUAAAAGUGAAAAAUGAAUGUGGUGUAUCAGCACCAUGAUUUGGAUCUUCUCCAAAAUGUUAUGGGUUCUUCCUUGGCUUAUGUUCCAUCCUUUCACCAAAUUUCAUGACAAUCGGGCCAGUGUUUUCCCGCCACAAAUAACUUCCUUUGCGAUGGUAACGAUGGGCAAAGAUGGAGGCUGUUUUUUCAGAGUGUCAGCCUCCUCCUGAAGGCUUUAACUGGAGAAUGUAAGCAUGAAAAAGUAAGGCCUAUAUUUUACUGUAUCUUCCUUAUUGUGGACUGUUUUAAAAUACAUUGUAGAUGCCUUCAUAUCAUACUUGAAAUAUUAGCACUGAGACCCAACAUACUGACUGUACUUCAUGAGUUUUAGUGAUGAAUUAACACGUCUUUGCGUCUACGUUGUCCAAUGAAAAAUAUAUCCAUGUGUAUACAGUCUACUGUAGCCUUUCUCUCUUAGCUGUGUGAAUACAUUUAACUAAAGGAAACUUGAAAGAGGGCAGGAAGAGGAACAUAUUUUAUUCAAGGCAAGCUACGCCGGCGAGAAACGGGAUGCCAAAGUGUCUAUGUGAACUGCAUCGGUUCUUUUAUACAGACUUUAUAUAUGAGGUACGAUUAGACCAAAGUGACAUUUUAUCUGUCCUGUGUUCAUGGGAGUCAACUUGUGUUGUAAAAUAAAAACUUAUUUAAUGGUUCAA